UAUAAAUUAAACAUGGAGAAUCAAACCACAGUGCCUUACUUUCUGCUGCUGGAAUUUUCAAAAAAUCAGCAUCUGCAGCUUUUGCAUUUCUUCAUCUUCUUUGUGUUAUAUAUGGCAACUGUAACAACAAAUCUUCUCAUUAUCUCUGCAGUAGCUUUUGACCAUCGCCUGCACAGCCCCAUGUACUUCUUUCUCAUGAAUUUGGCUGUGCAGGACAUAGGUGCUGUUUCAGUAAUUGUGCCCAAAUCCAUGAUAAAUUCUCUCAUGGACACCAGAUGCAUCUCUUAUUUUGGUUGUGCUGCUCAAAUCUUUCUCUUUCUCUUCUUUGUAGCUUCUGAUUUCUCCCUCCUGACAGUCAUGGCAUAUGAUCGAUAUGUUGCCAUUUGCCGCCCACUGCACUAUGAGAUGGUAAUGGAUUGGAAAUACUGUACUAAAAUAAUAAUUCUAGUGUGGGUUACAUGUCUCUUCUAUGGAAUGUUGCAUACCAUUGGCACUUUUUCCAUCCGUUUUUGUUCUAAUGUUGUUAAUCAAUUCUUCUGUGAAAUUCCACAAGUGCUAAAACUAUCCUGCUCUGGUAUAAAUCUAUUUGAGGUUGCAGUUCUUAUGGCUAGUGUCAUUGUCGUACUAGGUUGUUUUACUUUUAUAGUUCUAUCUUAUACCAUGAUCUUCAAGACAGUGUUAAGAAUCCCUUCUGAACAAGGAAGGCAAAAGGCCUUAUCAACUUGUAUCCCUCAUAUUACAGUAGUGUCUGUGUUUUUAUUAACUGGAUUCCUUGCCUAUAUGAGGCGUCCCUCUGACAUGCCAUCGUACUUAGAUUUUGGGUUGACUGUUCUGUAUUCCCUUCUUCCACCUCUGUUCAAUCCAAUUAUCUAUAGCAUGAGAAAUAAGAAUAUCAAAUUUGUCCUUUCUCAUAUGUGGAGAUUCUGA
Messenger RNA from Protobothrops mucrosquamatus (brown spotted pit viper), 927 nucleotides. RefSeq names its product olfactory receptor 14A16-like. Lineage: Eukaryota; Metazoa; Chordata; Lepidosauria; Squamata; Viperidae. Gene Ontology annotation, molecular function: olfactory receptor activity; G protein-coupled receptor activity. The transcript has a single exon. The record is from RefSeq and is a predicted model, not a curated record. Gene Ontology annotation, biological process: G protein-coupled receptor signaling pathway. The coding region runs from base 13 to 927 and encodes 304 amino acids. Gene Ontology annotation, cellular component: membrane.